Striga hermonthica is the source of this 1167-nucleotide messenger RNA. NCBI's taxonomy places the organism in Eukaryota, Viridiplantae, Streptophyta, Magnoliopsida, Lamiales, Orobanchaceae. The record is from the annotation of a GenBank genome assembly.
AUGGACGGCCCUGCGAUUGAAUUGGGUAAAACUGCCGGAAAGCCCAUAAGGUGCCGAGCGGCGGUGGCUAGGAAAGCCGGCGAGCCUCUUGUGAUAGAGGAAGUAAUUGUGGACACCCCUAAGUCGGAGGAAGUUCGCAUAAGAAUUAUAUGUACCUCUCUCUGCUACAGCGAUGUCAGUUUCUGGAAAAUGAAAGAUCCUCCGGGUUGUUUUCCAAGAAUCUUGGGCCAUGAAGCUGUCGGUGUUGUCGAGAGCAUUGGGGAUGGCGUAAAGGGCCUUGUCGAGGGUGAUGUGGUUCUUCCAAUAUUUUUGCCUGAUUGUGAAGAAUGUACCGAUUGCACCUCCAAAAAGAGCAACCUUUGUUCAAGAUUCCCCUUCAAGGUCUCUCCUUGGACGCAGGACGGGUCUAGCAGAUUCACUGACCUAAAUGGACAGCCUUUGUACCAUUUUCUAUUUACAUCUACUUUUACGGAGUACACAGUUGUGCAUGUCGCAAAUGUAACAAAAAUUGAUCCCACUGUGCCCCCGAACAGGGCUUGCCUUUUGAGUUGCGGAGCCUCCACAGGUGUGGGAGCUGCAUGGAGGUCUGCAAAUGUCGAAGCAGGAUCCACUGUAGCCAUCUUUGGUCUCGGCUCAAUAGGAUUGGCUGUUGCUGAAGGAGCAAAAUUAUGCGGUGCUGCAAAAAUCAUUGGCGUUGAUGUGAACCCUGACAAAUUUGAAAUAAGUAAAGCAUUUGGUGUAACUGAUUUCGUUGACUCGAGGAGCUGUGGUGAAAAACAUUUGAGCGAGGUUAUAAAUGAGAUGACCGGUGGAGGAGCAGAUUAUUGUUUCGAAUGUGUGGGGAAGGCAUCUUUGGUUGAGGAAGCAUUUGCUUGCUGCCGCAAGGGUUGGGGAAAAACGAUUGUGCUUGGGGUGGACAAACCUGGCUCACAAGUGUCGUUUAGAUUUUUCGACGUCCUUCACCUUGGCAAAACAAUCACGGGAUCCUUAUUCGGAGGCCUUAAACCGAAAUCAGACAUACCAAUCCUCGUCAAACGAUACAAGGACAAGGAGCUGGAUCUCGACAAGUUUGUUACCCAUGAGGUGGGUUUCUCAGACAUCAACCGAGCUUUUGAUUUACUGCUGGAAGGAAAGAGCCUUAGAUGUGUGAUGUGGAUGGAUAAAUGA